Molecule: messenger RNA, 1049 nt
Organism: Tarenaya hassleriana
Lineage: Eukaryota; Viridiplantae; Streptophyta; Magnoliopsida; Brassicales; Cleomaceae
Product: desumoylating isopeptidase 1-like
Exons: 5
Coding region: 152-979 (275 amino acids)
Biological process (GO): protein modification by small protein removal
Molecular function (GO): peptidase activity
Source: RefSeq, a predicted model, not a curated record
UAAAGCUCCCCCGAUCGGCACAUUUCGAAUUUUGCUUCAGAUUUGGGUUUGUCGACGAUUCCAAUAUUCCCGAAGGAACAGCCGACGGCGAAUUUUCUCUUCGUUUGUUCGUCGUUAGCUGUUUUCGAGGAUUUGAGUCUUCGAAGUCAGAAUGGCUGAGGAAGCUCACCGAGUUACGCUGAAUGUUUACGACCUUAGUCAAGGAUUGGCGCGACAGCUCUCAACGACAUUUUUGGGAAAGGCUAUUGAUGGUAUAUGGCAUACGGGAGUUGUUGUCUAUGGGAACGAGUACUUCUUUGGAGGAGGAAUCCAGAGUCUGCCGGCUGGAAGAACUCCGUAUGGUACACCAGUUCGUGUGAUUGAGUUGGGCGAAACACAUGUUCCCAACGAUGUGUUUGAGAUGUACUUGCAGGAAAUCAGUCCUCGUUACACGGCAGAGACCUACAGCUUGCUCAGUCACAACUGCAACAACUUUAGCAACGAGGUGUCUCAGUUUUUGGUGGGUAAGGGAAUUCCAGACUAUAUUCUACAGCUCCCCAAUGAAGUUAUGAACAGCCCGAUGGGAGGCUUAAUAAUGCCCAUGAUACAAAACAUCGAGGCAACCCUGAGAGCAGGUGCUGUUCCUCAAGUUCCACACUUCAGGCCAAAGACACAGCCUUUUCAACCUUUUGGAAAAGAUGAAGGUCCAAGACUGGUCUCGAAACCCGAUAAAGCCAAGGAAGCCGAAGAAGAGAAACAUCGAAAGUCCGCCCCGUCUGCAGAAUCUGACCAAGUCCCACCUGCCAUGAAGCCGGCAGGACCCACUGAACAGAAGAUGAAGGACCCGUUGGGGGAUGCAAGGAACAAGGUUCAGGAAGAGAUUGGCCGUGAAUUUGCGGCUCUCAUGGCGGAAGGCACUCUCCGAGCCAGUGAGGCCGCCGCUCUUGCCACUAGGAGAGUUAUGAAGAAGUACGGCCAUCUUAAUGUAGCCAGUUCUUGACCUGUCGUCAGCACCAAACUCAAAUCAUAUACUGUGUUUAUAUACAUAUAUGUGUGAGAGACUUCGCGAA